AUGAGUCGAAGAAGGUCGCGCAAGGUGGGCUCGGACAGCGAUACUGACGGCAGCGACGACUUUGAUCUGGAAAUCGAGGAAGCUGAGGGACCCCAGCCGCCUCGCCGUGGCCGCGGGCGGCCGCCGGGAAGCCGCAAACGGGGCCCGGGCGCUCUAGAGGCCCGAGCGGCUCGCCAGCAGCAGCAGGUGCCUCUCGACGAGAACGGGAAGCCGUACGAAAUCGAGGACGAUGAGCUGAAACUAGAGGUCGAUGAGGCGGGCGAGAAGAAGGUCAAUUCCAACGGCGAACUCCAGGACGGCCGACAGUACCGCGUCCGGUCGUUCACCAUCAAAAACCGCGGUGACAGACUGUAUAUGCUGUCAACAGAGCCGGCAAGGUGUAUGGGGUUCCGUGACAGCUAUCUGUUGUUUCAGAAACACCGCAAGCUCUGGAAAGUUCUGUUGACUGAUGAGGAAAAGUACGACUUGAUUGAACGAGACAUUAUCCCGCAUUCUUACAAGGGCAGAGUUAUUGGCGUGGUGACUGCCCGCUCCGUCUUCCGCGAAUUUGGUGCCAAGAUCGUCGUUGGAGGCAAGCGAGUCAUUGAUGAUUAUUACGAGGCCGAUGCCAUUGCCCAGGGCUAUGUUUCCGGGCAGAUCGCCGACCCGGACGACCGCCUACCGCCGGAGGGACAGCCCUACAACCAGAACCAGUAUGUUGCCUGGCAUGGUGCCUCCAGUGUUUACCACCAAAGCACCAGUCAUGCUCCUACGAAUGCCUUGGACCUCUACGGUACCUCUUCGCUGCGACGCAAGACAUCGGUUGCUGUGACUGACGAAAACUGGAUGUUUGAGCAUGCAUCUGCUGCAAGCUCCUACAAUUCUGCACUAGCCAAGCAGCGACGCAAACUGUUGAACCCCGGUGGUGUGUAUGAGCCGCACGUUGGGUUGGCUUUCUUCCCGCAGAGCACCCAGCCAACCUGUGUCCAAUGGCGUCGCUUGGACACCCAAAGCAACGGCUCUGUUACAUUCAGCACCGUCCUUCACAGCGAAAACCGCGUCAUGCCAACCGGUCUGUCGAAACUCGACCCGGCCAUCUACGAAUGUUUGGAUGACGACACAAAGGCUCAGAUCCAGAGACAGGUUCAGCUAGAAACAGCUACAUUGUAG
This is a messenger RNA of Wickerhamiella sorbophila, 1149 nucleotides long. RefSeq names its product Chromatin structure-remodeling complex subunit rsc7. Gene Ontology annotation, cellular component: nucleus. The record is from RefSeq and is a predicted model, not a curated record. NCBI's taxonomy places the organism in Eukaryota, Fungi, Ascomycota, Dipodascomycetes, Dipodascales, Trichomonascaceae. The coding region runs from base 1 to 1149 and encodes 382 amino acids. Gene Ontology annotation, molecular function: chromatin DNA binding. The transcript has a single exon.